UGUGCAAGUUGGUAGAAAAUAUAAUAGACGACAGAGCGCCGACCCAAUUUAGUGAUUUUCAAUGCACGCCUUCCAACACGACUCCCAUCCCCCAUCAUCUUCGCAUCGAUACAUCCAAUUCCUUUCUCCAAUCCCUAUUUCAGAUCAGAUCACAUCACAAACAACCCAAAAUCAAAAUCUAGGGUUUAUCAUCUCCUUCUAUAUACUAAUAUACAUUGUACAUGUUUCCACAAUUAACCCCAGAUUUCCUUUUAUCGCCAUGUAUCGUAUUCUCCAUCUUCAUCUCCCAUCAACACGAUUCUAGUCAACAUUGAUAAACCCAGCAGUUUCUCCAACAAUUUUCCUCCAAUUUGAAGAUCAGGAACCUGGGUAUUUGUUUCCGAUCGAUGGAAUCAUCUGGUUUCUUCAUAAUCUGUCUUCUCCAUUCCUCAAUCGCCAUAUCAUGCGGUGGCUUGAUCAUGUUUUACCUAAAUGAGAUCUCGGUUUUCGGCCAUGGAAUCGAGACUGCUCGGAAACUAUCCGGAUCGACGCCACAUGAUCAGCUGUUGAUACAGACAUCUCAUUCUUUCGUGGGAUUGCUUCUUUGUGGCAUUGGAUUGAUCUAUUUCAUGGUUGCAUUCGUUAAAGAUCGAGAGUUUCAAAGCUUUUUCGCGAAAGGGUGUGUGAUUCUUCACUUGUCAAUGGCUCUGUGGAGAAUUUAUUUUGAGAGGAAACUCGAAGAUUUGGCUAGCGAUUGGCCUAAGCAAGUCGUUGGCGAUACUCUCCUUGCGACUUCUUGGUUGUCUUUUUUGGUGUAUUCUUGGAGAGAAAAGUACGAUUAGAAUGUUUCUACAUUUAUUGUAGUAAUGGUGAAAUUUAUAAAAUCCUUAAUGUCAAGAAUGUUUCUACAUACAUGUUGAAUUAAGUAUUGAUAAUUUGAUA
This is a messenger RNA of Lactuca sativa (garden lettuce), 921 nucleotides long. RefSeq lists its product as uncharacterized. Lineage: Eukaryota; Viridiplantae; Streptophyta; Magnoliopsida; Asterales; Asteraceae. The record is from RefSeq and is a predicted model, not a curated record.